CCGGAGUGGUUCGAGGAAGCGAAGGUUUUCUGCAACGGGGAGGAAGUCAUGACGGUGGGAGGCACGCAAGCGGAGUACGUCGUGGAUAUUUGGAGCGGCAACCACCCGUUCUUUCAAGGACGAUCGUCGGCGAUCAUGACGGAUGCGGGUCAAGUGAGCCGCUUCGCCAAUCGCUUCGGCGACCUCGGUGACCUCUCGGCGGUCGAAACCAUG
Messenger RNA from Ostreococcus lucimarinus CCE9901, 213 nucleotides. RefSeq lists its product with no specific name. The transcript has a single exon. Gene Ontology annotation, molecular function: structural constituent of ribosome. Gene Ontology annotation, biological process: translation. The annotation marks the transcript as partial. NCBI's taxonomy places the organism in Eukaryota, Viridiplantae, Chlorophyta, Mamiellophyceae, Mamiellales, Bathycoccaceae. Gene Ontology annotation, cellular component: ribosome. The record is from RefSeq and is a predicted model, not a curated record.